GUCUGAGAUUUCGGUUACCCGUCUUACACCCCGGAGAAAAGUUCCGUUUGGCUUCGAAAACGCAGUUCUUCCAUGAUACCAUUCCGGCUUUUGAAUAUACGACCUUAUACACGCAGACCCCUGACGAUAUGCUUCUCGCAACUGGUUGCUGAACCGCAUCAUUGACGGCGUUAGGUGAUCUUUCAGAGCUUACGGACCGGAUGCGUGAACCCCUGGCUGUUUCUUCUUCUUUUCUACUUCAUCUUUCUCCUCCCUCUCCCACUCCUCUCUUGCUUCUCCGUGGUUAUAUACCUCCUCCGGCCCGCAUCCGACCGUUCCCGGCUGGUCCAUCUGAUAGGAUUACCUCUUUCUCUUCUUCUUCUAGACGGCUUGUAUUGUAUUUGGGACAGGAGUGCUGGUGUCUGGGCGUUGCUGGUGUUUGCUUUGUGCACGUUUGCCUGUUCGCUUUCGGUCAUUGUCAUUUCUGCUGCUCCUCCCAUUCCGUGCAGGAAUGGGAGGGCCAUUGAUUCUUCAGGAUGUAUACUCAUUUCCCGUGGUGCUGAUUCCUACGGAUUGUUUUGCAGGUCUUUGC
Messenger RNA from Aspergillus ibericus CBS 121593, 571 nucleotides. RefSeq lists its product as uncharacterized. Lineage: Eukaryota; Fungi; Ascomycota; Eurotiomycetes; Eurotiales; Aspergillaceae. The transcript has a single exon. The record is from RefSeq and is a predicted model, not a curated record. Bases 201 to 506 code for a protein of 101 amino acids.